Messenger RNA from Medicago truncatula (barrel medic), 1021 nucleotides. RefSeq lists its product as uncharacterized. The record is from RefSeq and is a predicted model, not a curated record. Bases 314 to 829 code for a protein of 171 amino acids. Lineage: Eukaryota; Viridiplantae; Streptophyta; Magnoliopsida; Fabales; Fabaceae. The transcript is spliced from 2 exons.
CUAUUAUCCAAAUUCCAAAGUUCCUCUUUUUUUCACCUCCCAACCCACAUGCUCUCUCUCUCUCUCAAGAAGCUUUAAUAAUAGUGUGUUAACCUCAACUUGUUGGUGAAAAAUUUCAUAGAAUAGUUGAAACAGAGUUGCUCUGUUCUGUGAACUAGAAGAUCAAGAAGAAGAACAAGAAGGUGGUAUUAUUGCAGUGUUAAUUGUGAUUGAUAUCAAAGGUGAACACUGAAGAGUGAAGAGAAUCAUAAUUAUUAUGGUAAGAGAAGAAGGGUAAAACUGGAAAAGGUGAAAAAAGAGCAAAGGAACAGUGAUGGUAAUGGUACUCGGAACAGAGGAGCAUGUUGUUGAGAAUGGUUGGAGUCCAAUAGGGGCCCCACUAAAUGUACAAAGAGAUGAUCAUCAACAACAACCACAACAACAACAUUGGAGUAACAACAACAGCAACAACUUUGAUAGUUCUGUUAAUGCUGUCUCCUUUGGUUUUGUUGCUACUGCUGUUCUUAUUUCAAUGUUCUUACUCAUGGCCAUUUUUGAAAGGUUUCUUGCACCUUCUUCACAAGCUUUGUUUCCUAAUCUUCGCCGGAACCGUCGUGCCGUUGAGUCUCCGAUCAGAAAACUUGGUCACCACCAAUCACCUAAAAUGAAUAUUUUUACUAGCUGGGUUUCGGUUUUAAUGCCUGGAGAUGAGAUUCCUACAUUCAUUGCUCACCCUGCGCCGAUACCGUGUUGUCCGGAACGAAUUUCAUGGCCUUCCCAUCAGCAUACAACAUUGUCUUGUUCCACUUCCAAUGUCCUGCCUAGUAAUAAUAAUAUCAACCAAGUAUGAAUGAGAGAAUUGAAUAUGACAAUGUUGUGCAAUAUCUAAUCAAUGAGUUGAUGGAUAUACUGUCUUUGAGGUUUAUCAUUCAUCAAAUUUUAUCCUAUGAGCUCUAUUUAUAGCUUAUAUCUUGAAUGUAUAUAUCUUGAAUGUAUUGUGAUCUUCUAGUAUGUAUGUAAGCUUUCUUCUAGUAUUUUGUCA